Molecule: messenger RNA, 1713 nt
Organism: Phyllotreta striolata
Lineage: Eukaryota; Metazoa; Arthropoda; Insecta; Coleoptera; Chrysomelidae
Source: the annotation of a GenBank genome assembly
CGAACUUCCGCGCCAUGACCAGCACCACCAGUACCAGCAGUACCAGCAGUACCAGCAGUACCAGCAGUACCGGCAGUACCGGCGGUACUUUCGGCGAAAUCGCCGAGCGACUCCACCGCGCCGGCCAGCGCCAUCUACUCGCCUUCGUCGACGAACUCGCCGCCGACGAGCGCUCGUCCUUCCUGCGCCAACUGGCCGCCGUCGACGUCGAACGCGCCGCGACGCUCUUCGCCAAAGCGACGAGCGGCGAAGACGCCGCGACGCCUACCACCAUGGCGCCGUUACCAGACGAUAUCGUCGAAUCAGAAGCCACCUGCGAUCCGGAAAAGUUGCUCGAGUACCAACGCACGGGACUCGAAGAGAUCUCCCGAGGUAGAGUGGCCGUGUUGCUGAUGGCCGGAGGCCAAGGUACCAGAUUAGGGGUGAACUACCCCAAGGGUAUGUACUCGGUGGGGUUGCCUUCGGAGAAGACCUUGUUCCGCAUCCAAGCCGAACGCCUCAGGCGAUUGGUGGUACUGGCGAAGCAACAAACCGGCCGCACCGGCAAGAUCUGCUGGUACAUCAUGACGAGUGGCGCCACCAACGCCACCACCGAGAACUACCUCAAACGCAACGAUUACUUCGGUUUGAACCCCGACGACGUGGUACUAUUCGAACAAGGCGUUUUACCGUGCUUCGAUUUCGACGGUAAGAUCCUACUGGACGCCAAGGGCGCCGUGGCGCUGGCGCCCGACGGCAACGGCGGCAUCUACAGGGCGAUGAAACGACACGGCGUGCUGGAGGAUAUGCGCAGGCGCGGGAUAUGCUACGUGCACGCCUACAGCGUCGACAACAUCCUGGUGAAAGUGGCCGAUCCGGCGUUCGUCGGGUACUGCGCGCGCAAGGGCGCCGAGUGCGGCGCCAAGGUGGUGAAAAAGUCGCGCGCCGACGAGGCCGUCGGCGUCGUGUGCCUGGCCGACGGCCGGUACCGCGUCGUCGAGUACAGCGAAAUCGGCGCCGAGACGGCGCGCCUGACUCGCCACGACGGCUCGUUGCGAUUCGACGCCGGGAAUAUAUGCAACCAUUUCUUUACGGUGGCGUUUCUGGAGCGCGUCGCCGACGUGCACGAGCCGGAUUUGAAGUUGCACGUGGCGCGCAAGAAGAUUCCGCACGUGGGCGCCGACGGGCGCCGAGUGGCGCCGAGUCGGCCGAACGGUGUAAAAAUCGAAAAGUUCGUGUUCGACGUGUUCGAGUUCAGUAAGAAGUUCGCGGCGUGGGAGGUCGGGCGCGGCGGCGAGUUCAGCGCGCUGAAGAACGCCGAUGGCGCCGGCGCCGUGGAUUGCCCGAGCACGUGUCGCGGCGAUUUGUUGCGGUUGCACGGGAGGUGGAUCGAAAAAGCCGGGGGAAUUGUGCGGUGUCCCGAUGUGGAGGUGUCGCCGUUGUUGUCGUACGGGGGGGAGAAUUUGGAGGUGAGGGUCAAGGGGAAGGUGUUCGAUCGGAAAACCGUUUUGUUGUCCGACGAGGAGUUGUUGAUUUUGAACAACAACAACGACAUGGAGAGCAACGGGUUGUCUAACGGUGAUUAAUUCGCGUUUUAGGUUGGCAACAAUGCAUUUUUUUAGUGGUGCCAACUUGAAUUAACUAAUUUUAUAUUAUACACUGUGAUUCAUUUCAGAUCGCAACAUAGGUUAUAUAGGCUAUAGGUACGACAAAGACAACAUCCAUUAGACACUU